AUGGUUUUUUCAAAAUUAUGGAUUUUCCUGGUCUUUCAACGGAGGGCAAGCCUUUAUGGGGUUGUAUGUUUAUGGAUAAAAAGCAAAAAAAUAUCUUAGAAACCAAUCAGGAUGUGUGGUAUCUUGAUUUGACACAUCGUGUGUCAAGGGAUUUCGGUAAGAGAAUGAAAAACAGUUCUGUUUACUUAUACACUGUGGUGGCACGUGAUAAAGUUACUGGAAUGGGAGUACCUUGUGCUUUUUUCAUUACAAAUACAUUGAAAGAAGAUCCAAUCAUUCUGUUUUUGGGAUUUCUUAAGCUGCAUUCAGUGACACUCAAGCAAGUUAUGAUUGAUUGUUCAAUGCCUGAACUUAGUGCCAUUAAAACUGUCUUUCCAGAGUCAAGCGUGUCUAUCUGUAAAUGGUACAUUCUUCGUAAUGUGCGUACUGAAGCCAGGUCAAUAUUUAACGAUAAAGAAUCACAAGAUUAUGCUGUUGCUAAGAUCACUGCCCUUUUUGAUAAUUCAACGAAAGAUGAAAUAGCACAAAAAAUACAUGAGUUUAAAGAGCAAUUUGCAGAUUAUCCCAAGUGGCUUAAUUAUUUCAAAUAUUGCGAAAAUUUAUUGCGUUGUUGGACGAAUAAUGCAGAGGUGUCUUUGAACCAAGAAAAUAGUACCAAUAACUGUAUUGAAUCAUAUCACCAUACUAUUAAAAUUAAAUUCAUCAAAUCUAUAAGAAAGCAUACCCCGGACGACCUUCUUUGUGUUUUAUACAAAGAGGUCACUCCUUUUUAUAUGAAGUGGUAUGAUGAUGUUCGUAUUCGAGGAAGGAGACCCAACUUAAAUAAAGCAGAACUUGGAUAUUUUGAUGCAGCAUAUAGCUUAUCAGAGGAUGAUUUAAAAAAGUAUGUUACAAUUCAAAAAGAAGGGGAAAUACAAGAAGGAGAAACCCAAGAAGAAAAGGAAACCCAAGAAGAAAAAGGUUUCGUAAAGUCUUUAAAAGACGAAAAUGUAACAUAUACUGUCACAAUUAAAGGGGCUAGAGGUAAAUGCACUUGUAACAUUGAUAGGAACGAUAGUUCAUGGUGUAAACAUCUUUAUAUGUACCAAAGAUUGAAGCAGUUGCUUUUAGGUGAGGCUAUUGAGAAGCAAAUGAAUUUGUUUGCUGAUAAUUCUGAAGAUUAUCCAUCUGAUGUGAGUGAUAGUGAAAGUGAGGAUUAUGAAUCUUUUUCAGAUAUUGAAUUUGAUAAUGGAAAUGAUAUUGGAAAUGAUAAUGGAGAUGAUGAUGGUCAUCAGAACGAACCAAACAAUAAUGCUGGUGAUCCUUAUGAUAGUAAUGAAUUUGAUUUCUCAAGAUAUGAAGUAAGGAAUGAAGAUCUGCAAAAUGUUGUGGAUGUGGUGAAUCCAACAUUGUUGAACAGCCUUUCUGAUGACGAUGAUGAUAGUGAUGAUGAAUUACUGUCUACGGAAAUGGAAAUGCCAAAUGAUCAAUCAAUUCAAAAUAUUACACCAGCCAAUAUACCUCAAAAAUCUCGUGAAGAGUUAAUUAAUAAAAUCAACGGUCAUCUUAGGAGUAUUUCAAAGAGAUACUCGGAAAUAAUUGAAAAGUCACCUGAGAAACUUGAUGAACUUGAACUUAGUAUGAAAGGUUUAAUUCAACUAUUGGAAAAUAUGUUAACUGGUAGAGAAAACUUAGCUAAUAAUCCAAAACGCAGAAAAAAAAGCUGA
This is a messenger RNA of Candida albicans SC5314, 1706 nucleotides long. RefSeq lists its product as uncharacterized. The record is from RefSeq and is a predicted model, not a curated record. The transcript has a single exon. Gene Ontology annotation, molecular function: zinc ion binding. Lineage: Eukaryota; Fungi; Ascomycota; Pichiomycetes; Serinales; Debaryomycetaceae. The annotation marks the transcript as partial.